Messenger RNA from Lactuca sativa (garden lettuce), 1128 nucleotides. RefSeq lists its product as uncharacterized. The record is from RefSeq and is a predicted model, not a curated record. Lineage: Eukaryota; Viridiplantae; Streptophyta; Magnoliopsida; Asterales; Asteraceae. Gene Ontology annotation, molecular function: zinc ion binding.
AUGAGUUUCUCAUACAAUGACCAUGAAGAAAGCUUUACCAACUUGCAUGUUUACCUCCACAACAUUCAACGUACAAAUCCCCAUAGUUACACUUACAUCAAAACCAAUGUUUUAGAUCGGUUCCAACUAUGUUUUGUCGCUAUUCGAUGCGUGAUCAACACAUUUUUAGGAUGCAUGCUUCCGGUCAUCUUCAUAGGCAGUGUCCGUAUUAGAGGAGAGUAUCUUAAUGCAGUGUUCGUAGCAGUUGCUAUGGAUGGAAACAACAACACUACACCAAUAGCAUUUGGUAUCGGGGUGGCAAAUAAUGUUAACUCCUGCACUUGGUUCCUUAUGAGGUUGAAGGAUGCUAUCGGAGAGGGCAGGGAAGUUGCGUUCAUAACGAAUAUGGACGAUACAACUUCUUCUUGCAUUGGUCAAGUAUUCCUUGAUGCUUAUCAUGGUUAUUCCUCUAAGAGUGUUUUGAUUUAUUUCCGCUUAAGAGUUGGUCAAAGCACAAAUUUAGACUACUUUUUCUUCUGUGUAUGCAAAGCAUAUACCACGCAAUACUUUCAACAAUCAUUUUCUAAGUUAAGUUAUGAUGCACAUGAAGUUCUUGCCAACAUCGGAAAUAUGAAAUGGGCAUGGGCCUAUUUCCCUAAUAUACGUUGGAAUGUACUAAACAUUAAUAUUCCAGAAUUCCUAUUGGUGUUAUCAGUUACUCAAUGCAAUGUACCGAUAGUAACGCUAAUUGAUGCAAUUGUUCAGUACAUCCAACAGACAUGGAUGUUGAGCACCAUAUUCACCUCUUACACAGAGAUGGUUCUUCAAAGGAGGAUGCAAAAGUCUCUACGAUGGAAAGCAACUAAAAUCCCACCUGAGAUCCCGUCUUCGUUACCUUCGGAUAUUUUCCAAGUUUUUGAUCUAAAACGAAGAUGUGUUGUGGAUCUGAACCGACACACAUGUCCUUGUGGGAAAUGGCAUAGUCUUGGUAUAGCAUGUGGUCAUGCUAUUGGUGCAGCACGUUAUACAAACAACAUGGGAUUAACCGAUAUGGUUCAAAUAUAUUAUCGGACUGAUGUGUUUCGAAUUACAUACCGGACUAGGAAUGUGAAUAUUGUCCCCCCUCCAUCUAAAUGGGAAAUACCUUAG